This is a messenger RNA of Oryza brachyantha (malo sina), 1636 nucleotides long. RefSeq names its product putative ubiquitin-conjugating enzyme E2 38. NCBI's taxonomy places the organism in Eukaryota, Viridiplantae, Streptophyta, Magnoliopsida, Poales, Poaceae. The coding region runs from base 85 to 1494 and encodes 469 amino acids. Gene Ontology annotation, molecular function: ubiquitin conjugating enzyme activity. The record is from RefSeq and is a predicted model, not a curated record. The transcript is spliced from 7 exons.
CUCGCUUCCGUUCCGUCCCCCCGGACCGAACCCGCGCGCUUCGUCCACCGCGAGCGGGCGGCGCCCCCGCCGCCACCGGCGGCAAUGGACUUGCGGUACGUCGGCGUGGGACAGGGGAGCUCGUCGUCGUCGUCGUCGUCGUCGUCGUCGUGCAGGGCGGCGGACGUGGCGUGGGACUCAUCCCAGAAGAAGCGGCAGCGGUGCGAGGGUUCUUCUGAUGACCAAGUUGGAUCGAGCACAAGUAAUUCUUUGCAAAUGCCAGAACCAGAGCUUCAAGAUUUUGAUAAUGGAGAAAAUGAGGAAGAAGAUUACUAUCUGGAUGAGGACGAUUGUGUUUAUGAUGACAGCGAUGAAUUUGACAAUGAAUUUGAUGGGACUUACUUUAAUGAACGUCUUGCUGAUAAAUUUGAUGAUUUGGAUUUGCCUCCAGGCGUGGAGGCUACUGUACCAUGGCUUCAGAAAAUGAUAACUAAUGAAGAGCAAAGCAGUUCCAAAUUAACAAUUGAAGAUGAAAACACCAAUAAACAUCAAUUCAAACAGUUUGACACUGUUAAAAAUUUCUGUGAUCAUCAUUAUGCUGCAAAAUCAGGGGAAGGGACAAGGCGAGACUGGGUGAAGAGGAUUCAGCAUGACUGGAAACUUUUGGAGAAGGAUCUACCAGCAUCUAUUUUUGUCCGUGUCGCUGAAGAUAGAAUGGACCUUCUUAGGGCUGCAAUUAUCGGUCCUAAGGGAACUCCAUACCACGAUGGACUCUUCUUCUUUGAUAUUCAAUUUACCUCCGCAUACCCUACUAAUCCUCCGUCAGUAUAUUACCACUCUGGUGGACUUCGGAUUAACCCAAACUUAUACAGUAAUGGGAAAGUCUGCCUUAGUCUCCUUGGUACCUGGACAGGUAGUGGUUGUGAGAAAUGGAAUCCGUCUCAGUCGACCAUGCUACAAGUGCUUGUCUCCAUUCAAGCUCUCAUUUUGAAUGAGAAGCCUUACUUCAACGAGCCAGGAUAUGCAUCCCACACCAAUAGUGAAUCUGUAGUGCGGAGUGCUUUGGAUUAUAACGACAACACCUUUCUGCAUUCAUGCAGGACGAUGCUGUACUCACUUCGGCGGCCUCCAGAGCACUUUGCAGACCUUGUUACCAUCCACUUCAGGGAGCGCGGGCACACUAUUCUGGCAGCAUGCAGGCACUACAUGGAAGGCCACAAGGUCGGAUCGGUAGUCCCUGAAUGGGUAGAAGAGCCCGAGCACGGCGACGCAGGAGCAUCCACCAGCAGCAGUGCCGCUGCGGCGCCGCAGCCGCAGCCGGCCAAGUUGGGAAAUAGACGGCUCACGUUCAUCAACAAGCUCAAGACGCUGUUCGAGGAGCUCCUGAUGGAGUUCAACGUGAAGGGCGCCGACACAGCGAUGUUUCUCGCCGAGAAGUUGAAGAGUUCUGGGGCAACUCCUACUGUAGGCGCCCGUAAUAAUGCAGCAGAAAUGGUGGACGAGUGGCUGGAUUAGUCAUGCUUUUUUGCCUGACUGCGAAGAAGCAAGUUUUCUUCUUUUCUUUUUUUCCUUUCUUUUGGUAGAUAAGUAACUUUUGGUUGCUAGGACUGGCUGAACCUGUUAACCAAGAUGAUGAAAGAUUUGCCUAUUCUCAAAA